AUGCAGAGAGACGAUAUGACAGCUUCCGGAGAAAAGGGAGACUCUUCUUCCUCUUCAAUGGCUCCCACCAACCAAAUUCAAAUGGAUAUUAUUAAACCUGCUUUACAAUUUGGUGGUCUUUCCGCACUUUCUGGUACCAUAUUUGGCGGAUUCUCUGGUAUCCUCGUCUCUCGAACCCCAGUUCUAUUUGCCGUCGCCAGCUCCAUCCAAUGGGGCGUUAUCGGCACUACCUUCUGGGGAACUCGUACCGCUCUUCUAUCUCGUUAUAAGACCGCCUCCAUGUACCCAACAUCACAAGAAAAAGCCCUUUCUACUGCCAUUGCCGCCUCUCUUGCCGGUGCAACAGGAGGCAUACUGCGUGGGCCAAAGAAUAUUCUACCUGGAUUUGUCGUAUUUGGAGCGGCUGGAUAUGUGGGACAGAGAAUUUAUGAUGCGGUGGAUGAGAGGAAGAUGGAGGAAUUGAGGUUGGCGGAAGGUGGAAAGAAGGAGAGUGGAGAAAGUUGGAUGAAUUCGAGAUGGGUACCUUGGAAAAAAUUAACCGAUGAUGAGUAUGAGGGGAUGUUAAAGGAAAGAUUGUUGAAAGUUGAUGCAGAGAUUGCGAUUUUGGAAGACAAUUUGGAGGCUCUGAGAGGGCAGCAAAACAAUGAAGCACGGAAGCUUGAAGGCAUAAAUGGAAAAAAGCUAUAG
Molecule: messenger RNA, 687 nt
Organism: Sclerotinia borealis F-4128
Lineage: Eukaryota; Fungi; Ascomycota; Leotiomycetes; Helotiales; Sclerotiniaceae
Source: the annotation of a GenBank genome assembly